AUGAUGCCUCUUCGGGAGGUCUGGGAUGUGUUCACAGGCCUCAACGCUGUGAGAAGAGAUAGUCCUUCAGAUAUCUCAGAAGCGUGCUAUAAUGGCUGCAACGAUGCUUCGCUUGAAGCCCAAAGCUCUGGAAAAUCUCCGUCGUUGUGCGCUUCUAACUCUACAUUUUCAACGGACCUGGAAUCAUGCAAAGAUUGCAUCGCCAAAUCUUCCGCCUCUACCUCUAGCUCCGCCUCCCUCAAUUGGCUGUCCUCGUUCAAACAGUUCCUCAACUUCUGUCAGGAGCAAGAUACUGGGGGUAAAAACAAUACGGUGAUCGCAGAUGUGUCGAAGAUCGUAUCUCUACUAGAGGAGAAAUCAUUGGUGGAUGCACAACUCUCAUCGUUCGGAUUCAUGGAUAGCACUACGAUCUCCUCCGUCACCGCCACCUCCAUGAAAACGACAUCAACAACUCAAUCGCCGCCUCGCACAAUCACUUCGUCAAGCACGAGUUCACCGAUCAAGAACGGCAGUGGACCAUCGGCACAAGUCCUCGCUCCUGCGAUAACGGUGCCGACGGUCGCGGCGAUUAUCGGGUUUAUUAGCUGCAUCUUUUUCUAUCUCCGAUGGCGUCGCUCCAAGCAACAGCCGGUUUCUCCGCCAGAAUACGAAGAGGGAAAGGCACAAUUACAUGCAGAUGAAUUCCGACCGGAGCUUGACGGUAGGGCUAUCAAUCCCGAGCUAGCCGAUAGCCAGAGGGUGAUGGCGGAGUUGCCAGCUCGUGAGUUAGUAGGGAGUGAAAUGGCUGGACAUACAGGGACGAAACGAAGUUUUAUCUCGGAAUAUCGCUGA
Penicillium subrubescens is the source of this 831-nucleotide messenger RNA. RefSeq lists its product as uncharacterized. The record is from RefSeq and is a predicted model, not a curated record. Lineage: Eukaryota; Fungi; Ascomycota; Eurotiomycetes; Eurotiales; Aspergillaceae. The transcript is spliced from 2 exons. The coding region runs from base 1 to 831 and encodes 276 amino acids.